Uranotaenia lowii is the source of this 1437-nucleotide messenger RNA. RefSeq lists its product as uncharacterized. Bases 1 to 1134 code for a protein of 377 amino acids. The record is from RefSeq and is a predicted model, not a curated record. Lineage: Eukaryota; Metazoa; Arthropoda; Insecta; Diptera; Culicidae. The transcript has 3 exons.
AUGAGAACAUCUUCUGCCCUGAAUACAUCCGCUACUUCGCCAGAAAAUCAUAAACAGAACCAACAACCAUCAUCCAAUACAGCAAACAAGCCGAACCAUCAAUCAACACUAGCAAAACAACAACAACCGAACCACCCACCAUCAACCGACAUCCAACAACAGCAGCAUAAUGACCCAGUUUCAUCCGACCAACAUCAGCAACCAUAUCAACCAAAUCCAUCCAUACAUCAGAAGCAUAACGACCCAGUUUCAUCCGACCAACAUCAGCAAUCAUACCAACCAAAUCCAUCCAUACACCAGCAGCAUAGUCACCAAUUAACACCAGUCAGCCAAGAACGACAGAAUCAGCAAACACCGUCUAUCAACCAGCAACAAUCCAGCAUAAACAUCGAACCGGCAUCCGUAAACACAACAUCCACAAUCACUCAGCCAACACAAUCCGGAACAUCCAUCGAUUUCAGCUACCGCACUUUAUCAUACAUACCAUCGCUCACAGCCAAAAUAAUCAGAGACCUGAAAAAAGAAUUUUUAAAUGUUAAAUUCGCCCAAAAAACGAUCAACAACGUCGGAAAACUCUUUCCGAUCGUCAAAGAUCCCAUAUUGCCGGCUCAGCAGUCAAAGAUCAUCUACAGCAUUCCAUGCCGUGACUGCGAGAAGGUGUACAUCGGAAUGAGCACCAAUACACUCACAAAGAGGAUGUACGGUCACAAAUCAGAUGUCAACCGAUAUGAAAAAGUAUUGACAACCGGAGUUACCAACACAGCGGAAAUCAAGAAGAAGCUCGGAGAUACUACAGCUAUGACUGAUCACGUUAUCAACACGCAACAUCGAUUCGACCACAACAGAGCCAAAAUCAUAGACAGAGCGCAAUACACAUCAACAUUGCGGGUAUUGGAGAUGUGUCAUAUCACCAAUACCACAAAUACCGUAAACUAUAGGACCGAUACAGCUAGCUUAAGUGCAACAUACACAGGCAUACUACAAUCCGUAAAACCCAAACAACCAUCCAUCAAUAGCAAUAGUAUAAAUAAUAACCAAAACUCACACAUCACAACGAUUCCAAUCCCACUUACCAACUCAGAAAGCUCAACCUCCAACAAUACCCACACAUUCCACAUAACACAAUAUCCAUAAUUCAAAAAGUACGUUAAAAGUGCAACCAUAGGAAAUCGGAUGAAAAAUAUUCUUUUCUAUCCGGUUCAAAUUAGCUGCAAAUACUGGACACCUAGCCGUUGGAAAAAAACGAUAUUGACAAUAACAGCAGACAGACAAGUGAGUUUACACAUUUUAGAAUAGUUUCACAAACAAUGCUCAAAAUAAUUUAUAAUACAAUAAACUUCCAGUUCCCUUGAGAAAGACCACAAAAAAUGGUCGAAACGUCGGGUAUUUCAAAUAAAACGUUGUUUGAUUAAAAUCUCAGACCGUAAAAAGCCAAAA